UGUGUGGAGUGCUGCGCGGCCGGGAGGAUGUGCACGGCGGGGCGGCCGCCGCAGUGAGCCGCGGCGACACAAGCGGGAGGCAGCCCCGGAGACCGGAAAGCCAGGGGCGAGCAGGAGGCCGCGGCCUGGAGAGGCGCGCCGCCCCGGCCCCAGGAUGUAGGCGAUCAGCAGCUGCGCUCUUGCAGGCGGCCGGCUCACCAUGAAGAAGCAUUCGGCCCGGGUGGCCCCGCUCAGCGCCUGCAACAGUCCGGUCCUGACCCUCACCAAAGUGGAAGGGGAGGAGCGCCCCCGGGAGCCCUCGGGCCCAGCAGAGGCCCAGGCGCCACCUGGGACAGAAGCCGGAGGAAGAACGAGCCGGUAUCGCUGGACUUGCUCUCAGGAACAGCUCAAGAAGAUCUUUUGGAGUGUGGCCGUCGUGUUCUCUGUGUGUGCCUCCUGGGCUGGCUCCACACAGCUCGCCAAGCUGACCUUCAAGAGCUUUGAUGCGCCCUUCACCUUGACUUGGUUUGCCACCAACUGGAACUUUCUGUUCUUCCCAUUGUACUAUGCAGGGCAUGUGUGCAAGGCCACAGAGAAGCAGUCUGUGAAGCAGAGAUACAGGGAAUGCUGUCAAUUUUUUGGAGACAAUGGCUUGACUUUGAAGGUGUUUUUUACCAAGGCAGCGCCUUUCGGGGUUCUUUGGACACUCACAAACUACCUGUACUUACACGCAAUAAAGAAAAUAAACACUACGGAUGUCUCCGUGUUAUUCUGCUGCAACAAAGCUUUUGUUUUCUUGCUGUCGUGGAUCGUUCUCAGGGACAGGUUCAUGGGAGUGAGGAUUGUGGCCGCCAUCCUCGCCAUCGCCGGCAUUGUCAUGAUGACCUAUGCUGACGGGUUCCACAGUCACUCGGUCAUCGGCAUAGCCCUGGUGGUGGGCUCCGCGUCCAUGUCAGCCCUCUACAAGGUUCUGUUCAAGCUGCUGCUGGGCAGUGCCAAGUUUGGAGAAGCAGCCUUAUUCCUGUCCAUCCUGGGUGUGUUCAACAUCUUCUUCAUCACCUGCAUCCCUGUCAUCCUCUACUUCACCAAAGUGGAACACUGGAGCUCCUUCGAUGACAUUCCAUGGGGAAACCUUUGUGGAUUUUCCAUUCUCUUAUUGACAUUCAAUAUCGUAUUAAAUUUUGGAAUCGCUGUUACAUAUCCCACACUGAUGUCUCUUGGAAUUGUCCUCAGUGUACCUGUGAAUGCAGGUUCCACAUGCUCAGAGUCACCAAGAUGGAGCCCAGGAGAUCCAAGAGGCAAGGCCUGGUAGACUGACUCUCCAGCAUGUUACCCACAAAUGAGGAUAGAUUCUGGCCUGGCUACUUUCCAUAGAGGAGACCCAAGAUCUUUCCCCUUAAACAGAAGCAAAAUCAGGCAAAAUACUAACUGGUGAGCAACUCUGAUCUUCCCUCUUUCUGAAACUUUGAAAACAGAGAGGAGAGGUCUGCCUGGAGGAUGCCCAGUGGGCAGAGGCUCCUCCCAGAUCCCCCACCGAUGGAAGCAGGACCUGAUGAAGGGAGUGGAAAUAUCACCAUGAAGAAGGCUUCUCUGGCAUGGAAAUUAAUGGGGUUGAAAUGUACUUGGACAACCCAGGCGUGCAAAAGCCACUGACCGCCAUUCUGUGUCUUCAAAGCAAGAGAUAGAAUUGCCAUGUGAAAGAUGUCUUCUGUCUUUUUUAAAGUAUAUUUUGGAAUUGGAUUACUAACUAGUGGGUUACCAUAAGGCUUUUUCAUACAUCCUUAGUUUGGGUUAACCCACCGACUUCUCUUUUCUGGUCCACAUCCCUAUGUAAUCAUUUAACCCUCCAUAGCCCCCUGUUUAUUUCUCCUGUGUUCAAUUAUCCCUCCAAUUAUUUUUUUAAGUUUGGUUGUGAGAUAGUCAGUUUCCAUAUGACCUUUCAUACACUCUUCCUUUGGGUUAGCCCUUCCCUUCAACCCUAUUUCCUCCAUACCGUAAUUAUCCUGCAUGGGUGGACAAUGUUGCUCCCAGAAGACAUGGGUUGUUAAACGAAAAUCUCAGUACAAAGCAUUGGAUGCCUCCCUAUGAGUUAUUGGUCAGGGAGGCCCAAGAAGUCUC
Messenger RNA from Nannospalax galili (Upper Galilee mountains blind mole rat), 2097 nucleotides. It is a transcript of the gene Slc35f3, whose product is annotated as solute carrier family 35 member F3. The transcript has 7 exons. The record is from RefSeq and is a predicted model, not a curated record. Gene Ontology annotation, biological process: thiamine transport. Bases 200 to 1291 code for a protein of 363 amino acids. Gene Ontology annotation, cellular component: membrane. NCBI's taxonomy places the organism in Eukaryota, Metazoa, Chordata, Mammalia, Rodentia, Spalacidae.